Molecule: messenger RNA, 6509 nt
Organism: Cavia porcellus (domestic guinea pig)
Lineage: Eukaryota; Metazoa; Chordata; Mammalia; Rodentia; Caviidae
Gene: Tubgcp6
Product: tubulin gamma complex component 6
Exons: 25
Coding region: 290-5428 (1712 amino acids)
Biological process (GO): microtubule nucleation; mitotic cell cycle; spindle assembly
Cellular component (GO): spindle pole; gamma-tubulin complex; equatorial microtubule organizing center
Molecular function (GO): gamma-tubulin binding; microtubule minus-end binding
Source: RefSeq, a predicted model, not a curated record
CGUCGGGCCGUCGCUUCGUUGUGACGUCAAGGCGGCGGGAGAGUGAACCGGGCCCUUACCUCUCGAGGCGGGCUUACGGGCCAGACCCGCAGACCCCGCCGGCCGCGUCCUGGCCCGGAGGGGGUGCGAGGCCAGCGCGUGCAGUGACGUCCGGGGGUUUGCCCGCCGCGGUCGGCGACCCCUAAGGUUUCAGACUGCAGAACAGUGGGCGAUCGCGUCCCAAGUCGCUGGGCUCGGGUAAGGAGGUUGCCUGCCCUUGGCCUCCGGCGCCUUCCGGCUUCAGGGAGUGAUGGCAAGCAUCACCCAGCUAUUCGACGACUUGUGCGAGGCCCUCCUGCCCGCCGCACGGCCUCGCCCAGGGCAACGCAGCGUGGAUCGCAGGAGGGCCAAGCAGAGCCUCAAGAGGGUCGCCUACAAUGCUCUCUUCACAAGCCUUUUUCAAGAGGAUGCUCGUGCGUUGCAGCCCGACCUGUCAAAGCUCCCAGUGCGAAACAAGGUCCUCAUGUUGUCCUUUGACCUGAGAGUGGGCGGCCUGGGCCCCGAGGCUGACCGCUUGGAGGAGCUGGUGGAGGCCCUGGAGGCGACGUCUCGCAGCCCACUGCUGGAGGUGGGGUCCGUGUUGACCCUCCUAGUUCAGCUGGCGGGGAGUGGGCCCCCUCAGAUCCUGCAGAGAAAACGGGACUAUUUCUUUAACAACAAGCACGCAGGGAGAAACGUUCCGUACAGUGGAUACGACUGCUAUGACCUGAGCGUGUUUGAAAUGGACGUUCAGUCCCUCAUCGCCAGAGAGGAGUAUCUGUGUCACAGCAUGAUCCGGGAAACACUUCAGGUGAUGGAGGCGGCCCCAGGCACUGGCCUGCCCACCGUUGGUCACUUCUCGUUCGGUGACUCCUGUGGUGACAGGUUUGAGAGAGAUACGCGGGUCUCGCUUUUCGGUGCCCUUGUCCACAGUCGCACUUACGACAUGGAAGUUCGGCUGGACUUUCCUCCUGUGCCGGACAGCGCAGACCUUUCUGGACUGGCCAUUAAGGUCCCUCAGAGCGUGGAUCAGUGGGAAGAUGAAGGGUUCCAGUCGGCUUCCAAUUUAACUCCUGAUUCGCAGUCUGAACCAAGUGUGACCCCAGAUGUGGACCUGUGGGAAGCUGCGCUCACCUAUGAGGUCAGCAAGCGGAGGUGCUGGGAGCGAAUCGGAUGCACUCCUGGCCACAGAGAGGAGCCCUACCUCACAGAGGCAGGACGUGACGCUUUUGACAGGUUCUGCAGGCUCCGCCAAGAGGAACUGCAGGUGCUCAGCGGCAGCCUCCUGCAAGCCCCGCGGCCCAUGAUGGUGACAGAACAGGAGUUGGUGAAGGACUCACUCAAUGUCCUGCUUGGAGUGGCAUCAGCUACAUUCUCCCUUUGCCAGUCUACUCAAGCCUUUGUAGUGGCGCAAGGUGUCCACGUGUCUGGCGCCUCCCCUGAGAGCAUCAGCAGCAUCCUGUCAGAGGUGGCAGCGUAUGGGACCUGUUACACGCGCCUCAGCCACUUCUCCUUGCAGCCUGCCCUGGGCGCCUCGUGUGGCAGGGGCCUGGUGUUCCAGGCCUUCACCAGCGGCCUGCGCAGGUACCUGCAGUACUAUGGGGCCUGCGUCCUCGCCACCCCAUCCACCCUGAGCCUCCUCACCAUCGGUUUUCUCUUCAAAAAGCUGGGCCGGCAGCUCCGGUACCUAGCUGAGCUCUGUGGCAUUGGUGCCAUACUCCCAGGGGCUGGCGGAGGAGAGCCCAAGGCUUCGUUCCCCACUGGUGUGAGGCUGCUGUCCUACCUCUACCAGGAGGCACUGGACAACUGCAGCAAUGAACACUACCCCGUGCUGCUGUCCCUGCUGAAGACCAGCUGCGAGCCCUACACUCGGUUCAUCCACGACUGGGUGUACAGUGGAGUCUUUAGAGAUGUCUACGGGGAGUUCAUGAUCCAGGUGAACGACGAGUACCUGGGCUGCAGAGACAAGUCUUACUGGACCCACGGAUACGUGCUCAUUUCCAAAGAUGUGGAGGACUGUGUCCCUGUGUUCCUGCGGCACGUGGCGCAUGACGUUUAUGUCUGUGGGAAAACCAUCAACCUGCUGAAGCUCUGCUGUCCCCAGCACUACCUCUGCUGGUCAGACAUCCCCGUCCCGCGCAUCUCGGUGAUUUUCUCCCUUGAGGAGCUGAAGGAGGUGGAGAAGGACUGCGCAGUCUAUGUGGGCCGCAUGGAGCGAGUGGCCCACCACAGCUGCAUUAGCAAGGAGGAGAAGGAAUUACGUAUGGAAAUUGCAAAACAAGAAUUAAUUGCCCAUGCCAGGGAGGCGGCUUCCAGGGUCCUUCGUGAACUCAGUGACCGGCAAACCUCUGAACAGAUGGCCUUGGAUGCCCGGAAGCGAGAACAGUUCCAGCAGCUAAAGGAACAGUUUGUUAAGGACCAGGAGCGGCGCCUGGCAGCCAGACAGGAGGAACUAGAUGAGGACUUCAGCUAUGCCCGUGAGCUCCGGGACAGGGAAAAGAGGCUGCAGGCACUGGAGGAGGAGCUGGAGAAGAAGGCCAGGCAGGCACUGGUGGACCAUUACAGCAAGUUGUCUGCAGAGGCAGCGCGUCGGGAGCAGAAGGCCCUGUGGAGAGUCCAGAGGCACCGGCUGGAAAGUGCAAGACUCCGUUUCCUUCUGGAGGAGGAAAAGUGCCUUCAGGAGAUGCUGAGAGACCUGUCAGAAGUUCGCCACCCGCUGGAGCCACCGGGUGUCCUUCCGCUUGCAUGCUCUGAGGACCUGUCUGGAAGCCUGGAGCACUCAGACGGAGGCCAGACCUGUGAUCUAGGGUUCCCGGAGCAGCCUGGGGAUUGCAGGGGCGGGCUGAAUGUGCUAGCGCCACAGCCCCUACAGUCUCCAGCAGCAGGGGCUGGGCCAUUCUCUGCUGGCCUCAGCAUUGUGGACUUCCUGCCUACAGACUCAAGGGCUGAGCAGCCUGAGCAGGAUGGGACCCCCCUACUGGAUCAGGCACUGCAGACCAUCUGCUCAGAUCUGCUGCCCUCAUCCACGACAGAGGCACCCUCGGCAGAGGAGACUCUGCCUGCCCAGCCACAGGAAUAUGAUUUUAGUACCAUUCUGAGGCCAGCUGUGACUGCCGCACUGUCCCUAGGGCCUCUGCAGGCUGUCAGGGACAGUGAGGAGCAGCAGCUGUGUGUCAACACACGCGGGAGGCCAGAUGAGUGUGGGCCAGACAUACACCGGCCUCUUUGUCUGCCACACCCGCUCACACACAGACACGGUACAGCCCAAGAGGCCAACAGCCAGAUCCCUGGGGGGUUCCUUGCGCCCACAUUGGGUGCAGCUGCUCCGACAGAAGGCCGUGCUACUGAAACAGCUGCUUCUCAGCCAGGCUGGAACAUCCAUGGUCAUGUCUCGGACUCCAGUAUCCAAAUCGGAGAGAAUGUGUCGGACGUGGCUGCCUCCCGGCCACGCUGGAACAUCCACGGCCAUGUGUCUGAUGCCAGCAUCCGAGUCGGAGAGAAUAUGUCAGAUGUGGCCACCUCCCGGCCACGCUGGAACAUCCAUGGCCAUGUCUCGGACUCCAGUAUCCAAAUCGGAGAGAAUGUGUCGGAUGUGGCUGCCUCCUGGCCACGCUGGAACAUCCAUGGCCAUGUGUCUGAUGCCAGCAUCCGAGUUGGAGAGAAUAUGUCAGAUGUUGCCACCUCCCGGCCACGCUGGAACAUCCAUGGCCAUGUGUCUGAUGCUAGUAUCCAAAUUGGGGAGAAUGUAUCAGCUGUGGCUUCCUCCCAGCCAAGCUGGGGUGGCCACACCACUCAGCCUUUUUUUCUAGAAGCUAAGUCAAACCCCCCUAGGCUACCCUGCAGCCUUCCUGGCCAGGGGUCCUGGCCAGGCACCCCGAAAGUGGAGAGCUCUGCCCUGGAAUGUGGGCCAUCGAUCUCUGCUGAGGUGGAUCCUGCCACCCACUGCCCUGGAGCAGGCAGUUGGGAGGACAGCAGUCUGCAGGCCACGUCCUGUGCUAUAGCCGAGCCCGGCACUGUGGGAGACAGCGUCUCUGAGCAGCCAGGCCCAGGGAGGAAUGGGGACACAGAGGAUCUGUCUGCAUGCCAGCCUGGGGAUUCACAGGACACAGCCACCCCAGGGCAGCCCAGCCCUGGGGAGGGGGAGGUGGAGGUGGAUGCGGAGGCAGAGGCGGAGGCCCGGCGUUGGGGUGAGGAGCAGGCCUACCUGGCCAGCCUGGCGAGGCUGUACCCCCUGGAGCAGUACCCAGACAGCUACGAGGCUAUGUCAGAGCCUCCUGUCACCCACCUUGUCCAUCACGUGCUGCCCUGGGCCUUCACAUUCCCCAUGGGCCUUCAGGCCCAGCCAGCAGUGGAUGAGACUGCAGUGCAGCUGAGCGAGCUGCUGACUUUGCCUGUGCUCAUGAAGCGCUCCCUCACGGCCCCGCUGGCUGCCCAUGUCUCCCUGGUAAAUAAGGCUGCAGUGGACUUCUUCUUUGUGGAGUUGCACCUGGAGUCACACUUCGAGGCACUGCGGCACUUUGUACUGAUGGAGGAUGGGGAGUUCGCCCAGUCCCUUAGCGAUCUGCUCUUUGAGAAGCUUGCAGCUGGGCAGACACCAGGGGAGUUGCUCAGCCCACUGGCCCUCAAUGGCAUCCUGAGCAAGGCCCUGCAGUGCAGCCUCCACGGGGACUCGCCGCAUGCUGCUGGACUCUCCUUUGCCCUCAAGCACCUGCCUGAAGUCUUUGCCCCCAACACACCAGAUGUGCUGAGCUGCCUGGAGCUCAGGUACAAGGUGGACUGGCCACUCAACAUUGUCAUCACCGAGAGCUGCCUGAGCAAGUACAGUGCCAUCUUCUCAUUCCUGCUGCAGCUGAAACUCAUGAUGUGGACACUUAAGGACAUCUGCUUCCACCUGAAGCGCACAGCCCUGGUGAGCCAUUCUGCUGGCUCAGUGCAGUUCCGCCAGCUGCAGUUGUUCAAGCAUGAAAUGCAGCACUUCGUGAAGGUCACCCAGGGCUACAUUGCCAAUCAGAUCCUACAUGUCAGCUGGUGCGAGUUCAGGGCCCGGCUGGCCACAGUGAGUGACCUGGAGGAGAUCCAGCGUGCCCACGCUGAGUACCUGCACAAGGCUGUCUUUAGGGGUCUGCUGACGGAGAAGGCGGCGCCCGUCAUGAAUAUCAUCCAUAGCAUCUUCAGCCUGGUGCUCAAGUUCCGCAGCCAGCUCAUCUCCCAGGCCUGGGCCCCGGCCAGUGGCCCCCUGGGGACAGAGCACCCUAACUUCGCCCUUAUGCAGCAGUCCUAUAACACCUUCAAGUACUACUCCCACUUCCUCUUCAAAGUGGUGACCAAACUGGUGAACCGAGGCUACCAGCCCCACCUGGAGGACUUCCUGCUACGCAUCAAUUUCAACAGCUACUACCAGGAUGCCUGAGCAGCUCCUAGAGGGAGUGCACAAGAAGGACCAUGGAUGGGCAGAGGAAGCUGCUGCUUUAUUCAGAGGCCUGUCCCCCAGGGCAAAGGGGAUGGGGUGGCCUGGCUCUCUGCUAUUCACAAGCACUUGGCAGGGCCUUUGUCCUUGUGGCUGCCAGGCCAGAGCAGCACUGUUGAGCUUGCGUCAGACAGAGACAGGUCAGAGCCUGACUGGACGUCUCUGCUGUCAUGGAGAGCACAGGGCUGCAGGCUCAGCAGCUCAGCAGUGCUACAGCCUGGGAAGACCCCUGCGGCAUGGAGGCCGCUACGAAGAUCAGGUCACACAGAGCUCGGCUGCCCAGAGAGGGGGCUUGCUGCUGUAGGAUGGCCGCCUGCUGGCCCCUGUGGCAGCCCCUUCAGGGCCUGCAACCUCCAGGGCUUCUGCAUGCUCACCCUCAUGCUGGUAAGGGGACUCCAGCAGCUUCAGCACCCGUCGCACCUAGGGGAAAACUGGCGUGAGGCACCAACUGCCACCGCCUGUCUCCAGCAGGAGCAGUGGCAGGGAUAGGGGGCAUGCUUACCUCUGAGAAGUCCCCAUUCUCAGCAGCCUCAAUGGCGUUCUGUGCGAUGUAGUUCCGCAGGACAUACUUGGGGUUGCUGCUGUGCAUCACGUGUGUGUGUUUCACUUGCCAUGCAGCAGUGUCACCAGCGUCCUCCCUGUCCUUGUCUAGCCGGGCUCUGGAAUCAUCCCAGACCCCUGUCAGGUGCUCUGGCCCAGCCCUGGCCCAGGGUUGGUGCCAGGACCCAGCCCUGCUCACCUGUAGUCCUGCAGCCAGGCAGCCCAGUGUGCACUGUUACGGCUCUGCAGCUCCUCGGAGGUCAGAUGCUGCAGCCGAGACUGCUGUUCCACACGCUCCAGCUCUUUGGUGACAUUGGCUUGGGUGCCAAUAAGUGCAAAGAGCUGCGGGUUCGACUGGGCCAGCAUUAGCAUCAUGGAGAGCUGGCUGCAGAGGGGUGGCGGCAUCAGCCAGAGGUUGGUGGGUGAGGGGAGGUGAGUCCUGUGUGGUCACUGCCCCCACUAAAAAUCCUUUCUGCACCACUGA